AUGGUAGAAGGAAAAGUAUUUGUCGUUUCGAAUAGAUUACCAGUCACCAUCAAAAGAAAAGAAGAUGGAUCAUACGACUACUCCAUGUCAUCAGGUGGACUAGUCACUGCAUUACAAGGAUUGAAAAAAACCACUGAAUUCCAAUGGUUAGGAUGGCCCGGAUUAGAAAUACCUGAAGAUGAACAAGCCAAAGUCAAUAAGGACUUGAUGAAUAAGUUCAAGUGUACUGCCAUUUUCCUUUCUGACACAAUUGCCGAUUUACACUAUAAUGGAUUCAGUAAUUCCAUCUUGUGGCCAUUGUUUCAUUAUCAUCCUGGUGAAAUGAAUUUCGAUGAAAAUGCAUGGGCAGCAUAUAUCGAAGCCAACAAGAAAUUUGCCGUGGAAAUUUCAAAACAAGUUGAAGAUAACGAUAUGGUUUGGGUACAUGAUUAUCAUUUGAUGCUAUUACCAGAAAUGUUGCGACAAGAAAUUGGCUCUCUGAAGAAAAACAUUCGUAUUGGGUUUUUCUUGCAUACGCCAUUCCCAUCAUCGGAAAUUUAUCGUAUUUUACCAGUUAGAAAAGAAAUUCUUGUUGGGGUUUUAAGUUGUGACUUGAUUGGUUUCCACACUUAUGACUAUGCUCGUCAUUUCUUGAGUUCAGUAUCAAGAAUCGUACCCAAUGUCAAGACAUUACCCAAUGGAAUCCUCUAUGAAAACCGAUCAAUUAGUAUUGGUGCUUUCCCCAUUGGUAUCGAUGUUGAUAAUUUCACCGAAGGGCUCAAAAACCCCGAAGUUCAACAACGUAUAACUCAAUUGGAGAAAAAAUUUGACGGCGUUAAAGUCAUUGUUGGAGUUGAUCGGUUGGAUUAUAUAAAGGGGGUCCCACAAAAAUUGCAUGCUUUUGAAAUUUUCUUGCAACAAAAUCCUGAAUGGAUAGGUAAAGUUGUUCUUGUUCAAGUUGCAGUGCCACUGAGAGGCGAUGUUGAAGAGUAUCAAAGUUUAAGAGCAACAGUUAAUGAAUUGGUGGGGAGAAUCAAUGGUCAAUUUGGCACGGUUGAAUUUGUCCCCAUUCACUAUAUGCAUAAAUCCAUUCCUUUUAAUGAGUUACUUUCAUUAUACAAUAUCAGUGAUGUAUGUUUAGUUAGUUCAACCAGAGAUGGAAUGAACUUGGUGUCGUAUGAAUACAUUGCAUGUCAACAACAACGUAAGGGGGCGUUGAUUUUGUCGGAAUUUGCUGGUGCGGCUCAAUGUUUGUCGGGGGCAAUUGUGGUUAAUCCAUGGAACACUGAAGAUUUAAGUGAUGCCAUAAAGGAAAGUUUGACAUUACCACUGGAGAAGAAGGCGUUCAAUUUUACGAAAAUGUUUGAUUAUAUUUCCAAAUAUACUUCUGGUUAUUGGGGAGAGUCAUUUGUUAAGGAAUUGUAUAAAUGCAAUGCUGAUGUGAAACCAGUAGAUGCAAAAGAAGAAAGGAAACGCGGUGACUGA
Molecule: messenger RNA, 1464 nt
Organism: Lodderomyces parapsilosis
Lineage: Eukaryota; Fungi; Ascomycota; Pichiomycetes; Serinales; Debaryomycetaceae
Gene: TPS1
Product: alpha,alpha-trehalose-phosphate synthase (UDP-forming) TPS1
Exons: 1
Coding region: 1-1464 (487 amino acids)
Biological process (GO): cellular response to heat; trehalose biosynthetic process
Cellular component (GO): alpha,alpha-trehalose-phosphate synthase complex (UDP-forming); cytosol
Molecular function (GO): alpha,alpha-trehalose-phosphate synthase (UDP-forming) activity
Source: RefSeq, a predicted model, not a curated record